UAACGUAAUUGCCAUGGCAUAUCUUGAUAAUCUAAUGCCCGUCUAACACGUAAAAGUAAUGGUUGUUCCGAUCCUCUGAAACAAAUAAGGUUACCGUUUCAAAUCUCGGGACAUAUAUAUACUAUGUACAACCUACAUAUAUAAGUAUGUAGUUAUUGGCACGUUACGCAGAAGCACAUGCUAGUUUGUUGCUUCUGCUAAUGAGUAGAUGCGCAGAGGGAAAUUUACAACAUGGCGGAACGCAGGAAAAGCAGGAAGCGCAAAGAUGAAGUGGCAAAUAUAGAUCAUGAAGUUAUUCAAGACAAACCAUCUAAAGAUGAGUAUGCAGUAGCGAAAUGGAUCCGUAAUAAUGUACCAUCAAAAAAAACAAAAUUCGAUAGAAACCACAAUGUUGAAUAUUUCACUGGCAGUCGUGCAGUGGAUGCACUAUUGGAACAUUCUCCAUGGAGCAAAUUCAAAUUUGAGACACGUGAACAGGUUAGAGAAUUCUUAGAUAUGAUGUUAAGACACAAGUUCUUUCAUAGAGCAAAAAAGGUAGUCAUUUCUGAAGAAGAAUUAUGCAAAAUACGUGGAAUAAAAAAGAAAAGCAAAGAUAUUAAGAAGGAUAAGAAAUCUGAAAAGGAAUCCUCCAAAGACACCAAAGAUGCAACAGGUGGAAAAGAUGGUGAAGAUAAAGUUGAAGAGAAAAAAAAGAAACCAAAAGUACGCUUAGAAAUGCAUAUGGAACAAUAUUUUGUGGACUGUAAUGAUGCUUAUGUGUGGAUAUAUGAACCAAUAUCAGUGUAUUAUUGGUUCUUUGGAACACUUGUAGUGUUAGGUGCAAUUGGUCUUUGUCUCUUCCCACUAUGGCCAUCAACGAUCCGCCUUGGUGUAUAUUAUAUAAGUGUUGCGGGAGCAGGAUUCCUUUUAUUUGUUAUGAUAUUAGCAACUAUUAGACUUAUUGUAUUUUGUCUUCUGUGGGUUCCAACGCUUGGCAGAUGUCAUCUUUGGCUUGUACCAAAUUUGACAGCAGACGUUGGAUUCUUUGCAUCAUUUUGGCCACUUUAUCAAUAUGAUUACUAUGGAUCAACAUCAGAAAUGGACAAGAAACUUAGUAAAAAGAAAAAGAAGAAAGAAAAAGAUCUUGAUUCUGAUGAAACACCAUUACUGUCUUCAGAUGAGAAAUCUAGUACAAAGGAAUUAUCUACAGAAUAUACCCAAAUAGAAGAAACGUCUCUUAGUGAAGAAAAAAAGCUUAUUACACCUGAAAUGGCAGAAGGUGAAGAAGGUAGUGAAAGCUCAGAAAGUGAUAAAUCUAAUACAGGUCGGGAUUUUGUGAUGCUUUAAAACAAACUUUUGGUAAUAAAUAGUUUUCUUUUAUUUACUACAAAUGCUGUGUCAAUUAAUGGUUAAUUUUUGCGAUUUCUAUUAAUAGUAUAGAAAUUGUAAUAUACAAGUUAACAUUUAUGUUAACUUUUAAAAAUAUAUAUUGUCUGUUACAUUUAAUGUUAAGAGUGGCAAGAAACAAAACUGCGGUUCAUCAAUUUAGCAACUUCAAUCUGCUUCUUGCUUAAACAAGAUAUAUUUGCAUUUUUUGCAUUUAUAAAUGGAACAAGAAAGUUGUAUCUAGAUAUAUUUUACAGACGGAAAAUUUUUGUAACUGUGGUAUAAGAAUACCAUCUUUGAGAUUCCAAUAUAAAUAUACAUGUUUAUUUAAUUCAUUUUUAAUCAACAUUUAGGUACAUAUUUACAUGUUUUUUGUAAAGAAUUAUUGUAUCAAAACGUAUGAAUACGUUAAUAUAGGUGCCUGAAACCUUCCUGCAUCAAUUGUGAACUGUUUUUAACAAUUUGUAUUGUAUGAUACAAUAUUUUACUAUAACGAAAUAUCAAAUUUCAGCCACAUAAUUUCCACAGGCGUCGUAUGUGUACAGAAUCGGGUAAAUAGAAUCUUUGUGAAUAAUUAUUUCUACCAACUGUCAUUAUACCUACAAGUUCCUCAUUAACACAGUUAAUAUGUCACAAAUUUAAUACAAUAAACAAUGACUUAUAUUUUUAUGUAAAAACUUCAAUGAUAACGAUUAUGAUAAUAU
Nomia melanderi (Alkali bee) is the source of this 2069-nucleotide messenger RNA. It is a transcript of the gene Trp1, whose product is annotated as translocation protein 1. Gene Ontology annotation, biological process: post-translational protein targeting to membrane, translocation. NCBI's taxonomy places the organism in Eukaryota, Metazoa, Arthropoda, Insecta, Hymenoptera, Halictidae. The record is from RefSeq and is a predicted model, not a curated record. Gene Ontology annotation, cellular component: endoplasmic reticulum membrane; endoplasmic reticulum.